AUGUUCAACUGGCACACCAGCGUCGAACCGCCGCCUCAAGGAACUCCUGUAUCUACCAGACACCAACAUCAACACCCACAUCAGCAUCAGCAUCAGCAGCAUCAACAGCGCCAGCAUCAGCACCAGCAGCAGCACCAGCAGCAACAGCAGCAGCAGCAGCAACAGCAUCAGCACCAGCAGCACCAGCAGCAUCAGCAACAUCAACAACACCAGCAGCAGCAGCAGCAGCAGCAGCAGAGUCACCACAGCCCUUUGCAAUGGCUCCCCGCGGCCCCUCCGCUCUCUAGGCCGCUGCCCAAUACUCUCCCGCCCAUCUCUGCCCUCCGCCCCACUAAUAACUUCGCAUCGAACGCCCAACAUGACUCAGCCAUCCUACAGACCCCCGCGUCCACUGACCCCUCGUUAUCAGAGAGCCCCAGCGUUCGCGAGAACGCCGUUGCCGAGAGCGCAGUCGACCUUUCCCCUGAACCCGCAUAUGACCAUCCUGCGCCCGGCCCCGAGCCCAGCUCUGACGAUGCGGACGGUGUAGAAGGAGGAUCCAUAUCGCGGCAGCAAGCAGGUCGUGUAGGGCCGGGACGAGGUGUGGAUCUAGCCCUGUUGGAAAACGAGACACCCCGCAAGCACGGCAAGCGGCUGACGACGCGUGAGGAGACGGCGCUGUUUGAAAUAUGCAACAGGCACGCGGCUUCUUUUGGCGAGCGCAAUCGUCUCUGCGAAUGGUGGGUGAAUGUGACGCAGGAGUUUACCGCGUCAGAGGGACAUCCGUACUCGUGGCAUAGCGUACGACGGAAAGUGGAGCUCGUGACGCAACAGCGUAUUAAAUUCCUUGCGGGCCUGGACGGGAAGAGGAGGGACGAUCAGGCGGAUGCAGCAUGGAGCGCCGCCGUCGACUCCUGGAUUCCGUCCUGGAAGCGGUUUCAGGAACAGGAGAACGAGCGCAUCAAUGCCAAGCAGGGCAAAAGGGGCCGCAAGAGGAAGUCAGUAGUUGACACUGAAGGGGUCGGGCUGGGAUACCAACACAUGUUGCCUCCUGGGUUCGAGACGAUGUUUCCACCGUCAUCAAAACCGUCCAAGCCCUCUCGAAUGGACGCGCCUGCUGCCCUGCCUGCCACCACUGCGCCUUCCACCACAGCGGAGCCCAUGCAGGCCCCUCCGCCUCAAAAGCAGCAGAAACAACAUCAGAAGCAGCAGAAGCAGCAGCAGCAGCAGCAGCAGAAAAAUCUUCCCGGGUCGAUACCCGUUCAACCAACCCCGCAGCAGACAACCGUGCCCAACACAGCAGCAAUCAUGACCGCUGCGACCUCCUCCUCGUCCUCUUCAGGCGCAGUCGCCGCAGCAGAACCCGACGUCGGCGCCGCGAUUCUAGAAACGCUAUCAAAACUCAACAAGAACCUCGAAGCCGUAUCGUCCCGCUCCCACCAGUCCAACGCCAUGUCUCUAGCAGCUGCUGCUGCCGCUGCCGCCGGUGGCGCCCAUCCCCUCCAACACCAGCACCAGCACCAGCACCAACAACAAAACCCUUCUCAAAACCCCACAAUGACCAACCAGCCCCACGUUAGCCAUAGUCGCACAGCAGCGACAGCAGCGGCAACCGGGGGCCCCGCCGCAGCGCCGCCGCCCGUUCAAACGCAGAUUCCAGCGUCCACGCUGCACCAGCUAAAAUCCGAGCUGCGCGCAGAGCUUCGACAGGAGAUUCAGAAGGAUCGCGCGCAACUGGAGGAGAAGCUGGAUACGGUGCAGAGGACGCAGGAGAUGAUUCUGGAGCUGCUGCGGCAGGAGCCGCAGUAG
Histoplasma capsulatum G186AR is the source of this 1788-nucleotide messenger RNA. RefSeq lists its product as uncharacterized. The coding region runs from base 1 to 1788 and encodes 595 amino acids. NCBI's taxonomy places the organism in Eukaryota, Fungi, Ascomycota, Eurotiomycetes, Onygenales, Ajellomycetaceae. The transcript has a single exon. The record is from RefSeq and is a predicted model, not a curated record.